UUCAGGAUUGCGCUCUCGGGGGAGGAUCGGAGGAGCGAGGCGCGCCACGCCGAAGAAGCCGGAGAAGGCAGGAGUCGAACCCCCGUCUCCGGCGGCCCUUGAGCGGGACGUUGGGACUUCGGCGGCGUCCUUUCGGGAGGUGUGGCAAGAAUGAAUGAGAUGAAAGUCGCUGUUCUGGGCAGCGAAGGGACGGGCAAAUCCGCCCUUACUGUGCGCUUCCUAACCAGGCGUUUCAUUGGAGAAUACGCCUCCGACUCUGAAUGCAUCUACACAAAGCAUAUGUGUCUGGAUGGAAAGCAAAUUAACCUGGAAAUAUAUGAUCCUUGUUCACAACCUCGACGAGGGAAGCUGUCUCUCACGGACGAGCUCCACUGGGCUGACGGGUUUGUCAUCGUGUAUGACAUCAGUGACAGGACGUCGUUUGCUUUUGCGAAGGCUCUGCUCUACCGGAUACGAGAGUGCAACACGGGAACUUGUAAAAGAGCUUCAGAGUCCGCCGUCGUCUUGGUGGGGAACAAGCAAGAUCUGUGCCACAUGCGAGAAGUUGGCUGGGAGGAAGGGCACAAGUUGGCCCUAGAUUACAAGUGCCAGUUCUGCGAACUCUCGGCCGCAGAACAUUGUCAGGAGGUGGCAGCCAUGUUCACCAAAGUGCUGAAGAACCUCAGCUCUUAUUCCAAAAUAAAAGAAAGGAGACGGCCCAGUGGCUCAAAAUCCAUGGCCAAAUUGAUCAACAACAUGUUUGGGAAGAGGAGGAAGUCUGUGUAAAGGAAGGCCCAUGGACUGUGAUCAGGAGAGAAAGAAAGCCUUCUCAAAAGGAAGCUUAAUCCACACGGUGACCUAACCAGUGUUUGCAGGACUCCAUUUUAUAGAAAGCUAUUGACCAGGACUGAGUGCUUCACAUACGGCGUGCAUGUUCGUUCCUUGCGCUCUGAUUGAUUCAUGACUCGCAUGAGUGAACUCUUGUGUGUUUAACGGUGUUACAUUUGAGUUGACGUCACACAAUGCUGAAGUUUUUUCCUGUGGUUAUUAAGGCUUCAUGGCGGAUAACUGUAUCGUUUUAUGCAAAGAUGCUUUAAUUCAGCUACUCAUGCCUAAAAGCCCAUUGAAAACAAUGAGGCUGCUGAUCAUCACCACUAUUUUUUUGUUGGAUCAGGACCAUGGCUGAAGGGCAUUUUAUGAAGUGGUAAAAUCAUAGCAAUCCACUUGUUAGUCCCAACUAGAAUAGAUAGUUGAAACUGUGACUUUUUGUUGACUUGCCCGUCAGCCGCUGAUUCAAUGGGUCUACUCAAAAGAUGGGUUGGGAUCAGCGAAUGAAUAUUGCUCCAUGAAGCUAUUUCUUCAGGCACUGUGAUUGCUCCCUGAAUUUAAGCAGAAUAUUCUCUCCCCACCCCCUUUCAUUGCACUAUUUACUUUGAAAGUCCCUUUGGGCGGAAAUGGCCAGUCUGUCUAGGGUUACAUUGGACCAGUUCCGUUAAAAUUAAGCUUUUCUUCUGUGUAGAAUGUUAUUUCUUUAUGUAACACAUUUUAGUGCCUUUUCCACAGCAAUGUGACUGCAGAUUCAAGGUGUUAUGAAUAAUCCAGGCCUGGCGUUAAGUAAAGCUAAGAGUUUCAUGGCAUGCUCAUAAGCAAAGGGAAGAAAACAAUCUAACUCACAGAUGGCUUGCCUCGUUGAGAUAGAGGCCAGAAUCCUACUGGUGAUUUACAGUACGCUUGUGUAAGAGAUCAGAAAUGUGUCCAAGAACACAGCCAGCACCUCAUUAAGGAGCAGCAGUUUGCCGCUGUGACUUGGGACAGAGGUCCACCUGAGCCGGACCGGGCCACGGAGACAGGCCUCCCCCCCCACACGCACUUCCCUCCCCGC
This is a messenger RNA of Pogona vitticeps (central bearded dragon), 1861 nucleotides long. It is a transcript of the gene RERGL, whose product is annotated as RERG like. The record is from RefSeq and is a predicted model, not a curated record. Lineage: Eukaryota; Metazoa; Chordata; Lepidosauria; Squamata; Agamidae. Gene Ontology annotation, molecular function: GTPase activity; GTP binding.